Messenger RNA from Owenia fusiformis, 1627 nucleotides. The record is from the annotation of a GenBank genome assembly. Lineage: Eukaryota; Metazoa; Annelida; Polychaeta; Sabellida; Oweniidae.
AAGCAACAGACAAUAUGGUGAAGCAGCUUUUGAUUUUAAUUCUAACAUUAUCAGUUAUUCCUGAUGUCAAAUCUGCCGGAGCAGGAAAAACUUGCAAAUCUGUACUUGAAAAGGUAAAAGGCAUAAAGGCAAGUAUUGAGAACACUCUAGAUGAUGAACUGAAGUUAUUCCACAAGGGUUUGGCCAACCUUACAAAAGCUGGAGGUGAAGAUGGAAUGCAAUGCCUCAACUCUAGUCUCGAAGAACAAGUUGCAACCAUGUUGGAACAUGCACUCGAAAAUAUUCAACUUGGGGAAACAGAUCUCGAUAAGAAUUGCCCGUCAACUGGUUCAACUAUGGAUGACAUCAUCAAAAGUUUAAUCCGAGAAGAGGUCAGCAAAAUUCGAAUUCCGACUGGAACUAACACAACUUGUGGAAGCUCAGUUUAUGUUCAAAAUCAACUGAGAAACAUCCUUGAAAAAAUCAGUAAGAUACCAACAACACCAGCGACUGGAGGAGGCAAUACAGGUGGCAUUACAGAUGAUAACGUUGAUGACAUAAAGAACCUACUAAGAGAAGAAAUGAUCAUCAUAGAAAAGGGUUUGAAUGAAAUCAAAGGUGACUUUAUUCCUUGGAAUCAUCAUCCACGAACGCAUCUUUUAGCUAACGUGGCUCUUAAGAAACCAGCCAGCCAAUCGUCAUCUCAAAAUUGGGGCACACGACCAGGAAUAGCUUCCCUUGCCGUUGAUGGAGAUGAUUUUCCCGAGUACCACAGGGGGAACUGUAGCAGGACAAAGGCAGAGUAUACCCCACAUUGGCAGGUUGAUUUGAAGCAACAGUUCCUCAUCAAAGCUGUUGAAAUUGUCUACAGAACUGAUGAAUUUAAUGAUCUAAUGAAGGAUUUCACGAUAAGUGUCAGUAAGGAUGGGUCCAGAUGGGAAAGUUGUUUAGAGUUCAAGGGGUCUCAAAGCUACUUUGUACAGACCUAUCAUUGUAAAGAGUUCCAUUCUGGGAGAUUUGUAAGGAUUGGAUUCAACCUACUAACUGAUUCAAGAGGAACCCCAAAGAAGCGAGAAUUGUUGAUGUGUGAGGUGUUUGUUCGGGCUACUACCCUGAAUGAGCUAGAACAACUAGAAAAAGUUUUGAACUGUGAAUGGAAGGAGGAGCCACUGGUACCCUGGACUGUUCAUCCACCUGCAGUUAUCCUAGCAAAUGUUGCUAGGGGUAACCCGGCAGUCCAAUCAUCUUCGCAGAAUUGGGGGACACGUCCAGGUAUAGCCAAUCUAGCAGUAGAUGGCGAUGAAUUUGCUUCAUAUACAAGAGGUAACUGUAGUAGAACGAAGGUUGAAUUAGAGCCAUGGUGGGAAGUAGACUUAAAACAAAGGUUCCUUGUAAAGGCAGUGGAGAUCGUUUUCAGAGAUGAUGGGGGAGUUCUGAACGACUUCACAAUCGGUGUCAGCGAGGAUGCCUCAAUCUGGAAAACGUGCUUGAAGUUUGACGGAACUCAGAGCUACAUACGACAAACAUACCACUGCGAAUAUUUCCAGACUGGGCGAUACGUGAGAAUCAAAAUGCACCCUUUGAAAAAAGCUUCUGGAGCACAGAUAAUGAGGGAAAUGAUACUUUGUGAAGUUCUUAUGAGGGCUUC